UUCCUCCAUUUGCUGUUGUGGUGGAUUUGGAGUUGGAUGGAACAUUCCUCUGGUGCAGAAUGCGGAUUAAGUAUUUGAGCGUUUUUAUUUUAAAGGAGUUAGUUUUUCUGACGGUGAUGUGUUGCAUGUGAAAAGUCCGUCACGCGUUAUCUGCUGACCCUGAUGUCAUGAGUCGCUUGUUGCUGUUACCUUGACAACAGCCCGGAUCAAAUAUCAAUAACUCAGAGUUCAACAUGCCCAUCACCUUGCUGUGGGCCGUGGACGUAUACGGCAGGGUUUACAGCCUGUCCACAGCCGGACAGCACUGGGAGCAAGCUGACGAUAUGCUUCUGGAACUCAAACGGGUCACUGCAGGAAAGGGGAGGUGCUGGGGCAUUGGCUGUGACCAUCACAUUUACCUCAACAUGAUGCCAAGUGAGACCCCCAUCCGCCACCGUGAGGAGACAUAUGAAAACCAGAGGUGGAACCCUCGAGAUGGCUUCACUGACACGCUGCUGCCCACAGACCGCUGGCCAUGGAGCGAUGUGACGGGGAUGAAUCCGCAGCCGCUCCAUAGCUUCCAGUUGCCCUCCCGGAGCUGGGAGUGGGAGGGAGACUGGUACGUGGAUCAGACUUGUGGAGGAGAGCUCAGCCAAACUGGGGGCUGGGAAUACGCAGUAGAUUUCCCGACCAACUUCUCCCCAGACAAGAAGUGGAACUCUUGUGUUCGUCGUAGACGCUGGAUACGCUACCGGAGAUACACGGCACAGGGCUCGUGGGCCAAGAUUCCUCUGGACAAUCCCAGGAAACCACCACUGCCACUCUGUGACAUCAGCUGUGGAGGGUGGGAGUUGAGUGACAGCUCUGGAAGGUAUCCGUAUCUCUGGGGUGUGUCCCAACAAGGACAGGUGUGGUUCAGAGAGGGCAUCCACCCUCGUGUCCCAGAGGGCUCCAGCUGGGAAGAAGUAGAAGUGCCGAAGGAGGUUGCCCAGAUAUCAGCUGGUCCUGGCGACCUGCUCUGGGCCUUACUUUGGGAUGGGAACCUGCUGGUCCGUACCGGCAUCAGUUUGGACAGCCCAGCCGGUACAUCAUGGGUGGAGGUGGAAUCUCCUGGGAAGGAGGUUGAAGCACUUCAUGUGGCUGUUGGAGUCAGCGUGGUCUGGGUGGUCACGAAAGACUACAGGGUGUGGUUCAGGCGUGGCAUAAACUCGCAUAACCCCUGUGGCUCUGGCUGGAUCAGCAUCGGAGGGGAGAUGAUGAUGUUGGAUGUAGGACUCAAUGACCAGGUGUGGGCAGUUGGUGAAGACCGUGGCCUGUAUUUCAGAAUAGGUGUGACUCCAUGUGAACCAAGUGGGAAUGGUUGGAUCCCUAUUUUGGCCCAAUGGGGCAGUAACAAAAAGGCCGUGCUACACAGUGACGAUGGCCAGCCAAAGGAAGUCUCCCAUAAUUUAGGUCUGACCUGCACGGCUGUAGGCUCAGAGUUGGUUUCUGCUGAGUCCCCAAAGAGCACUAAAGACACUCCAGUCCUGGAGGCUGGAGACCCGUCAGUAGUCCCAUUAGGGGCAGGUGAGAUGCUUGCUCCUUCCUUGGCUGCAGAGGACACCUCCACUGCAAAAGACAUCACCAAACCCUUCAUCCCCACCAGUGACAGUUUCAUCAAUAGCCUGGUCUCAGACCGUGAGAAAGCUUGGACAAUGCAACCAUCCAUCACAGAAGAUUCCCAGGAGGUAAACGGAGAGUCCCGCCCAGCCCAGAUAAUGCCAACCCCUGAGGCCACAAUUCACUAUGUCCCCUGGAGUAAUGUGGAUCUGGAGGGGGCAGAAACAGCUCAACAUUCAGAGGUAGCAGCGGCGGCGUGUUCAUUGGGUGGUGGCAAUGGCGAGGCCACCUAUGAUUUAGAGACCUCUCAGAGGGUUGUACAGGAGGAUGGACCUGUGUGGGCUUGGAUCUCUGGUGGAGGCUGCAAUGUGGAUGCAACUUCACAGAUCAGCUGGCUUAGUCCCACAGGUCCUCUCACCAGCUCUGUCUCACUGACUCCAGUCCAGUCAGCAGCAUGGAGCCAACAACAGCAGGAGCACAGAGAGGAGAUCAGCAAGAAACCGCUAGAGAGGAGCAACUCAGUGUGGGUGCGUAAAGGUCCACUGCGUUGGUGGAGAGACUGGAAACCUCAGCGUUGGAUGGAUGUGGGUGUUGCUCUGGAGCAGUCCACAAGGCCAGAUGGCAGGAAGGACAGUAUUUUCUUUGUCUACUACAUCCAGUAUGAUGAGAAGAAGUACCUUCAUGUGUUUAUAAGUGAAGUGACGGCGCUACUUCCGGUGCUCAGGGACUGCCACUAUGCUUUCGCUGUGUACACGUCCCAGCGAACCAAACACAGAUGGCCUCUGGUCCUAGCAGCACAAACGGAACAGGAUAUGAAUGACUGGUUGCAUUUGCUGUCUGAUUGUUGCUGUGAGUAUCGAGGGAUCAGAGGUCCCCCUUCCAGACAGGCCCUGUGGUCCACCACCUCUAAAGGAGACAUCAUGGUUCAUGAGCCGUCCUUCUCGCUGGAGGCUCCAGUAAACACGCUACCCUGUGACCUUAUGUUCUGGCGGCAGGUCCCAGGUCACCUGCGCUACGUGGAGUCAAACAGUCUGGGGCUAGUGUGGGGCAUCGGGUGGGAUGGCACCGCCUGGGUCAGCGGGCGCUGUGAGCAGCAACCCACCACGGCAGGAGAUGCGGCUCAGGUGGAGCAGCAGACUGAUGUGAGAAGUGUCCACGUUUAUGAGAAUCAGAGAUGGAACCCAUUGACGGGAUACACUGACAAAGGACUGCUCACUGACCGUCCAAUGUGGAGUGAUGAGAGCGGACUGCAAGAGCGCACAAAAAGCAGCACGCACCCGCCGUCUCCUCUGUGGUCCUGGGUGUCGGACUGGGUUGUGGACUAUGGUGUCCCUGGAGGGACAGACAAAGAAGGCUGGCAGUACGCUGGAGACUUCUCCAUGACGUUUCACGGUCACAAAACCCUAAAAGACUUCGUCAGGCACAGACGGUGGAUGAGAAACUGCAAGAUCACAGUGAGAGGUCCAUGGCGGCAGAUCCCACCCAUCACUCUGAGUGACCUCUCGCUGAUGCCAUGCUUGGCCCACACCAGGAUGGACCAGGUCCCCGUUUGGGCCCUCAGUGAUAAGGGCGAUGUUCUGUGUCGCCUGGGAGUUAGCCCCCAGAACCCUGCAGGCAGCUCCUGGCUGCAUGUGGGCACAGACCAGCCCUUUAAGUCCAUCUCCAUUGGAGGAGCCAGCCAGGUGUGGGCCAUCGCCAAGGACGGGUCCGUGUUCUACAGAGGAUCAGUGUCCCCGCAAAACCCUGCAGGUGAAUGCUGGUACCACAUCCAGUCUCCUCCCAAGCAGACCCUAAGACAGCUGUCCGUGGGCAGGACCUCAGUCUGUGCUGUGGAUGAAAACGGUAACCUGUGGUACAGACAGGGUGUGACCCCGAGUUACCCUCAGGGAUCGGCGUGGGAGCUCAUCUCCAACAAUGUCACCAAGGUUUCUGUGGGACCACUGGACCAGGUGUGGAUCAUAGCAGACGGGGUCCCAGGCUUCCCUGGUGAGACUCAUGGAGCCGUGUGCCACAGGCUUGGGGUGGGACCCAUGCAACCCAAAGGCCAGUCCUGGGACUAUGGUAUCGGGGGAGGAUGGGAGCACCUCAGUGUGAGGGGUAACUCAGCUGAAGCUCCUCGUGUCUCUCUCCCUGCUUCAGUCACAGCUCCACGCAGCCCGAUUCCUUCUCAUCCUCCACCACAGGUGAACGGGACCGCCGUGAGCGUGUAGCUCCCCCAACUCCUCUUCCACAGCCCCGUUUGUGCCUGGAUUGGUUUUUCCACUCCCCCCCUUAAACUCUUCAUGGAAAAGGGAAUGCACAAUCACAUCAGACUUUCCAGUGUUCAUGUGUAGAUGCUUUAUCAAUGGAUGAUUGUUACACCUACAAACUUCAGAAUGAAAUGACUGGGGGGAAAAAACAGCGCACAGCAGCAUUUCAAGGACUAUACCACACUGCUGCACAUACGAACCUUACUGUCAACUGUUUUCUAAAUCACACAACCAGGAAUGCUAGGGGAAAAAACCUUACCUCGUCAGUUCCUUUUGGUACACUUAACGAAGGAAUCUGGUAAUCUAUCGUAGUGAACAAUUCAUCGGCUAUGGAACAACAGGCAAAACGUCAGUUCAGAGCUCUUUAUGUUCAGCAUCCUCUUGAAAGUAGUUUCACAACGAUGAAUCUCUUUUAUCGGGUUUUCGCCACAGCACAUGAACA
Molecule: messenger RNA, 4269 nt
Organism: Thalassophryne amazonica
Lineage: Eukaryota; Metazoa; Chordata; Actinopteri; Batrachoidiformes; Batrachoididae
Gene: tecpr1b
Product: tectonin beta-propeller repeat containing 1b
Exons: 26
Coding region: 234-3788 (1184 amino acids)
Cellular component (GO): membrane
Source: RefSeq, a predicted model, not a curated record